Tribolium madens (black flour beetle) is the source of this 1451-nucleotide messenger RNA. Its product is annotated as BTB/POZ domain-containing adapter for CUL3-mediated RhoA degradation protein 3. Lineage: Eukaryota; Metazoa; Arthropoda; Insecta; Coleoptera; Tenebrionidae. The transcript has 2 exons. Gene Ontology annotation, molecular function: protein binding. Gene Ontology annotation, biological process: protein homooligomerization. The record is from RefSeq and is a predicted model, not a curated record. The coding region runs from base 108 to 1013 and encodes 301 amino acids.
AAUUUGCUUAUCUGUCAUUGUCAAAACAAAACAAUAAAAUGGCACCCGUCAUUAAUUAAUGUGAUUUUAAUUAAUAAUUUGUGUUAAUUAGUGAAAAUUACGGUUUAAUGUUGAAGUCGGAACCUAACACAAUGUCGGGUAAGACUGUGAUCAAAGGUAACCCCUCACAGUAUGUAAAGUUGAACGUGGGGGGCUGUCUUCAUUACACCACUAUUGGAACUUUGACUAAGCACGAUACUAUGUUACGGGCGAUGUUUAGUGGUAGGAUGGAAGUAUUAUCAGAUUCAGACGCAGGUUGGAUCUUGAUUGACCGUUGCGGGAAGCACUUUGGGGCUAUUUUAAACUUUCUUCGGGACGGUAGCGUGUCUCUUCCUGAAAGUAGCAAAGAAAUCGCCGAAUUGUACGCAGAGGCUAAGUAUUAUUGCAUUCAAGAGUUAGCAGAGUCUUGUACUCAAGCCUUGGCAAAGAAGGAAAGAAACGAACAUGACCCCCUUUGUAAAGUCCCGCUCAUUACUUCACAAAAGGAGGAAGAACUGCUGAUAAGCUCAACAACAAAGCCGGCUAUCAAAUUACUGAUAAACCGUCACAAUAAUAAGUAUUCUUACACCACAACUUCUGAUGAUAAUUUAUUGAAAAAUAUAGAAUUAUUUGAUAAAUUGUCACUAUGGUAUAGCAAGCGCGUUUUGUUUCUGAAAGACGUGAUAAGCACGAGCGAGAUUUGUUGUUGGGUCUUUUACGGCCAUGGCAAAAAAGUCUCAGAAGUGUGCUGUACUUCAAUUGUUUACGCGACUGAUAAGAAACACACAAAAGUUGAAUGUCCCGAAGCUAGAAUUUACGAAGAAACGCUUAAUAUUUUACUUUAUGAGAACAGGAAUGCUCCUGAUCAAGAAUUGAUGCAAGUUACGUCGACUCGGGGGGCGGUUUCUGGCAUGUCUUCCUACACUAGUGACGAAGAAGAGGAACGCUCAGGAUUGGACCGACUCAGGUCGAAUAAGUCGAAUAAUCAAGCCUAACUAUUGUCUUAUUUGUUUAAAUUGGUCGGGUUUGGGCCACACCUGUGUUAGUUUUUGUACGUUGGUAGGACUGUACCAAUCUGAUCUCGCGAUUCCAAAGCAGUGAUUGUUUUUUUUUCGUAAUGCAAACCCAUAAUUGUGGCCUAAAUAUGGUGACUAAUUUAACUCAGGUUCAUAUCUUGAACAGUAUUUGUGUACAACAGCGUACUUUAGCAAUUGUUGAACCUCUAGAGCAUGUAAUUGAAGAGUUGUGAUAUUUUAGAACAGAUUAGGAGGCGAUUCAGUGUUUUAAAAUAAAGAAAUGUGCUAGGUUAUUUAUUGUACUUUAUUAAAUUACAAAAGAAGAAACUAAUUGAGUAACAGUUUUUGUUGUAUUGUUUCUCACAGAUCUUUGAUAAACUAUGUACUCUAAUAAAAAAUAAAGUGUUGUUUAUUUGA